Cyclopterus lumpus (lumpfish) is the source of this 1692-nucleotide messenger RNA. RefSeq names its product charged multivesicular body protein 6b (gene chmp6b). Bases 201 to 818 code for a protein of 205 amino acids. Lineage: Eukaryota; Metazoa; Chordata; Actinopteri; Perciformes; Cyclopteridae. The transcript is spliced from 8 exons. Gene Ontology annotation, cellular component: ESCRT III complex; multivesicular body. Gene Ontology annotation, biological process: late endosome to vacuole transport via multivesicular body sorting pathway; vesicle budding from membrane. The record is from RefSeq and is a predicted model, not a curated record.
GUUUCUCUUUUUCUUUUGCCCCUUCUCGGAUACCGUCCUUCCUGAUGUGGGUGUGGACGCCAGAACAGAUGACUACACGAAUAAUGGAGGAGAAGCUCCAGUAGUCGAGACGCCUCCUUACAAGUUGUAAACACAAACAAACUGAAAACACAAACAGUUCCGUUGCUGCUGGGAAGUUGUAGCUGGAAUGCUGCGUCAGAAUGGGAAAUCUUUUUGGAAAGAAGAAGCACAGCCGAGUGACGGAGCAAGACAAGGCGGUGCUGCAACUGAAGCAGCAGCGAGACAAACUGAAGCAAUAUCAGAAGAGGAUCAGCCUGCAGCUGGAGAAGGAGAGGCUGCUGGCAAAGCAGCUGCUCAGGAAUGGCAAAAAAGAUAAAGCGCUCCUCCUGCUGAAGAAGAAGCGCUAUCAGGAUCAACUGCUGGACAAGACGGAGAACCAGAUCGGGAACCUGGAGCGCAUGGUUCAGGACUUGGAGUUCGCUCAGAUCGAAUCGAAGGUCAUCCAAGGGUUGAAAGUGGGAAACGAGUGCCUGAAGAAAAUGCACGAGGUGAUGUCCGUGGAAGAAGUGGAGCGGAUCAUGGAUGAAACCCAGGACGCCGUGGAGUACCAGAAGCAAAUCGACGACAUGUUGGCCGGUUCUCUGUCUCAAGAGGACGAGGACGCCGUGCUCGCCGAGCUGGAGGCGCUCACGCAGGGAGACGUCGAGCUUCCAGAGGUUCCUGAAGACCAGCUUCCUGUUGUCCCCGAGGCCACAGAGAAGAAACCAGAGAGCGAGCGUUCCAGGAAGAAGCCCGAGCGGGAGAUGCUCGCCGCCUGAAGAACCGUGGACCGUCCUCCUGAUGGAUGUUCUCCACGAGUGCCUCCUUCACCUGGAGAACCCUCCUCCCUCUGCGAUGAGGGAUGAGGCCUCUCGGACGCAGAGCUUCCCCCAUCGCCACAUGAAGGACUUGGCCCGCUGGACCAAUGCUGAGCCACGAAGACCUGUGAGAUCCGAUGUUUCACUCGUGUAUCACUCCACCUCCAUAAACUCCCGUACGCAGCCGUCACUCCUCACUCCUCGACUCCUCGACUCCUCACUCCUCCACGUUCUGGUUUCACUUCCUUUACUUCUCAGUUCAACGAGUGCGGCGCUGCUUCUCUUUGAUGUCCUCGGACCUGGACGGUUUUUAUCGGGACUACUUUCCACCAAAGAUGUGAACAUCAAAGCUUCAUCACACAUAUCUAAGUCUGUAAAAUGAGUUGUCGAGAACAAAGAGAUUUAUACUCCUCUAGUGAGAACUUUCCCCGUAAAGAAACCUUUUUCUUGCUUUUUAAUAAUAAUAAAAACACUUUAAGAAUAGUCUUUAAACACAAAAACACCCUGACAUUGUUUUAAAUUGAAACCAUGACGAUGUGAUAUGAGUUUGACUUCAAAGGAGACGUAUCAUGAACAACCAGUUCACUCACUCAUCUGCUGUGCAAAGGAUUGUGGGUCAGAAAACAUCCUGCGACACAUUCCUGGGCACACUAAAUCACACCUGGACUAACUCGUUUGACGUGUUUUGGAACAUAUUUCUCUCUCCAGCCAAUCGGAGCAGGGAAUAUAAUCUGAUAAACGUUAUGAGAAGAAUAAUGUGUUUGGCUUUUUAAAAGAUUAAAACAUGUAAAUGCGUUCUAGUAGAAAUCAAAAGAAAUACAAAUGUGAACCUUAA